UUUCCCCAGAAUUUUGUUACCCUUGUUCGGUGACUCUUGCAUAACAAAAAAAAGAAAAAGAAAAGGAGCUUCACCACUCCAGAGUUAUGUUGGCAACUUGCACUACUAUGUGAAUCUGUUAAAAGAAGAUGGUACGCGUAUUAGAAUCAAGGGGGAAAAAUAACAGGAAGAACAGUAAAUUAGGGCCUGAUGGAUUAAAUUAGUGGUAGUUGACUUUAUUAGGGGAUAAAUAGCGAUAGACAUGAAUCAGGUUUAGAUAAAGUCAUACUGAAACUUUUAAGUGGUAUACAUAGACAAAUGCUGUCAUAUGUACGUACAUACAUACACAUCGGGAAUGGGACGAAAAAUUAUUCAGAGUAAUCACGUUAAACUGAUGGCGUGAAUAUUUAAUUAACUAAAUACUGGAUGUAAUUUGUGAUAGAUCUGAAUUUUUAGUUUCCUAUAUUAAUUUUUGUAGUUCCUUGGUAAGUUUGUAUGGAUAGAUGGAUGGAUGGAUAGAUAUUUUAUUGAUAAAAAAAAUACUUAAAAGGAUGUCUGGGUAAAGAUAACGUGAAUGGCUUGAGUAUAAUUGCAUCCACACCCACAUUUAGCACAGUGUAAGGUUAAUAAUAUGAAAUAACUGUCAAGGAGUCUCUAUGAUUGGAAAUAAUAAGUUUUGUAAUACUUUUUUUUCGUGUGUGUCUUAGUGGAGUCCAAAUAUUUAUAGAAUGAGUUGAUCUAAGCAAAAUAUUUAUAGAAUAGUUUGAUCUAAGAGUAUUUGAGGGUUAACUGGUAACAAUAAGACAGCAUAAUUACAAAAUAAAAAUCCCUUGCGAUUCUAUUACUCGUGGCGAAAGACUCAGUUAUUUUACAGAAGAUAGGGAAUUCACACACACAAAAAAAAGAUAAAAUAAAAUAAAAUAAUAAUAAUUUAUCAAGAACCAAUGAAACCGCAAGGGGAAAACUCACUCGCGAGGGAGAUAGUCUUAAGAAAAAAACAACAAAUAACAAAAAAAUCAAGGGAAUUAUGAAAGUAACUAGCCCAAUAAUUCCCAGACACUGAACGUUUAUUUCUGGACAAAAUACGAGGCUUUCUUCCCCCCAUGAUCUAUACAAUGAAAUAAUUAAUUGUGAAAUCCAUUAACUGAAUGAGCCUAAACCAAACCUAAGCCUCCGAUAAAAACGCUAAUAUUAUUCCAAAAUUGCCCACAAUAUAUAAAACCACCAUAACGAAAAAGAAAGCCAUACAAAAAAAAUAUUUCCCACAAUUCAUCACCACCACCAUCACCACCACCAGCCAGCAGAUCCGCCAUGUGUUACCAGUUGGCGUGUUGAAUAAUUUCCUUGCUUUAUUUUGUACCAAGUCCUUUUUCUUAAGUGUUCCCAUAUCCACCGUAGAUUCUGUGCAUAGUGCAGAUUGCUUCCAGCGUAUCUGACUGGAGGAACCGUGCGGGGUAACCAGAGGAGAGACAAAAGAAGAGGUUGCAGGUCCCAGGCAGCCAGUCAAGUGCUUAGCCACCCAGUCAGCCACGCAGUUUUGUCUUUAUGAUAGAACGAAACACCGCAGCUUCUUUGAAAGGAGGAGCUGAAGAUGCAGAAUGUGGCCGACACCUGAGAAUUGUCAAGAAGGCAGCGAGUCAGCAGUAGUGUGGCCAAAACCAACCCAUACUGUCCCUCUCCCCCCUUACUCUCAACCCCCUCCUCUCUACCCCGCACCCGCCGCGCCCCCGCUCCCUAGGCAUGCAUCGUCCUUGACAGUAGGACGCCCCCCACCCCCACCAUAUUCUGCAGUCCAUAGUGGUAAUGCAGCAGUAAGCGCUGUCUCCCCGUCAGCGACUAACUACCGCUAUCCCGUGAGGCAAGGGUGGCCCGGCGCCCAUCACGCUGUGGCAGGCAGGUGGGGAGGCGGUGGCGCCAGGGGAGGGAAUGGUAGUGGUGGUGGUGGUGGGGGAGCAGCAGGGUGGGUGGACUCCCUCCCGUGGCGGAUGACACGGCAACUGCGCCACCACGAGGCACGACCACCGCAGCAAAGGUACCACCAACCCCACUAUCCCAACUGGCAGUCCCGCCCCUCCCAACAACAGCACCAGCAGCAGCAGCAACAGCAGCAGCAUGAGCUACAGCCGCUACAACAGCACCAGCAACAGCGGCAGCAGCAUCAACAACAACAACAUCAAGAACGACGACAGCAGCAAUACCAGCAGCAGCAGCAGCAGCAGCAGCGGCAGCAGCAGCAGGUGCAACAACAACAGGUGCAGCAGCAGCAACAGCAGCUGCAGCAGCAACAACAGCAGCUGCAGCAACAACAACAGCUGCAACAGCAACAGCAGCAGGUGCAACAGCAGCAGGUGCAACAACAGCAACAAAUACAUGUACGAUGGGAAAAACAGCUACAACUACAGCAGCAGCAGCAGCAGCAACAACAACAACAACAACAACAACAACAACAACAUAAACUACAACAUAAACUACAAGAAAUGCAGCCGCAGCAGCAACAACAACAACAACAACAACCACAACCACAAUCACAGCAACUGGCACAACAGAAAUUACUCACAAACCAGGGAAGAUUGAAGCAAGUACUCGGACAAAUGUUGCAGGAGCGGAGGCUGUCACAUCAGAAGGUGAGCCGUGACGACAUGCAGCAGCUGAAGACAGAAUACAAACGGAGACAAAAACAGAAAUACCUCGCACAGAAUUCCCCGCGAACAGAACAAGUGUUGCAGCAGCCAGUGAUGCCAUCAACACCACAGAUCUCUCUACCACACCCCACACCACCCGAGCAGUUGAUGCUGACACCACCACCGAUUACCCCACCACGGACAACACCGCCACACCCAGCACCACCACACCAAGUAUCACCGUCACUGAAACACCCAACAUUUCUUCCAACAUCACCCACUCAGCUCCCGCCAUCACCACUCCCAUCAGAGCCACUGCCUUCACCGUCACCAUCACCUCCACCACAACCACCACAACGACCGCAGCGGCUGAUGCCCAAACUCCACUUACUGCCACAGCACAUGCUUCCACAGCGGCUGAGAGGCGUGCGUCUUGCAUCACCCCCGCCAGCACCACCACCACCGUCACCACCAUCAUCAUCAUCAUCAUCAUCAUCAUCAUCAUCAUCAUCAUCAUCAUCAUCAUCAUCACCACUACUACCACCACCACUACCACCAUCAUCACCACCACCACCACCACCACCACAGGAAAACAAUAAUAAAAGACAACAUCAGAACUCAACAUCUUCCCCUAUCACUCCACCUCAGCACCAUCCUGACCUAACCCUCCGCAAGUCAGCACCUCAGCACACCAGCCCAGCCAUCUCUCCUCUCCAGCCCUCAGCCCCUCUGAACAAUCCUACUGUGUCUCCCACUCAGCGCUCAACAUAUAAUUACUCACCACCUUGCCACACCAACCCCAUUCGCCACUCAGCACCUCAGCACACCCUCUUUCAGCACCCAGCACCCUCUCUGAACCACCACACUAACACAUCUUGGUCCAAUUUCACAUCAGCACAGCAGUGUCCACCAUCUCGCUUACCUCAGCACCAGUCAACACCACCUCAGCAUCUCUCAGCGUCAUCUCCAUACCACUCAGUACGCCACCAAAUAGCAUUACCUCAGCAGUCAGCACCACUUCAUUAUCGAUCACCAUUACCACCAUUCCAGUCAGCAUCACAUCAACACCGCUCAGCAACACCUUGGCAUCAGUCACCACUACCUCAGCAUCAAUCACUGGUCCCUCGACACCCACAAGAGGUCACGAGUCAGGACCUACCAACUCAGCACAUUUCAUCUCCACUUCAGCAUCAGUCAGCACCGAUUCAGCAUUGCUCAAAGCCUCCUGUUUGCUCAGCACUCCCUCAAGACUCUGCUCCAGCAUGCCCUCAGCUUACUGUGCCACCUGCUGAGCUCCCCAAGUCAAUACCUCUGCAAACCCAGUCAGUACGUCAUCCUAGCCAGUCAAUGCAUCAGCCUAGCAAGUCAGCAUGUCAAUCUAGCCAGUCAGCGCAUCAGCCUAGCAAGUCAGCAUACCCUAGGAAGGCUGCAGCACCUAGGAGGAAGGGCUGGGACUCGUGGCAAGCACCCAAACGUGUCAGGAAGAGUUUUGGCAAGUUUGAAAGGGUGCUCUUGAAUGAUGAUUUUGAAGGAGACUCCUCUCUUUUAUCAUUGUCCUCCUCCACCAGGGAAGAGGAGGAGAUGGAAGUGGCGAAGACUGUGGAGGAUGUGGAGCAUUCAAGGCUCAAGGAUUGUCAGGAUGCUAGGAGUGUCACCAUCACCACUGCAGCCUCUUCUUCCACUACUGUCAUCACUACUACUGCUGCUUCUGCCAUUAUCACCACCACUACUGCAACACCUGCCACUACAAACACCAUUCCCGCUGCUACUGCCAAAGUGACCACCAUUUCUGCUGCUUCUGCCACUGUCAUCACCACUACUGCUGCCCUUGCCAACAACAACACUACCACUACUGCUAUUCAAGCCACCAUGAUGACCUUUCCUGCAGCCACCACCACCACCAUCACCACUGCUACUGUUGUCCCCACUUUCCUCACCACAACCACCACCUACACCAAUUCUUCAAGCCACACCAUCACUUCUUCCACAUCCUCCUCCUCUGAGAGUUUGGUUUCGUACAUCUGCACCACUCAGACCACCUCCACGGUACCGGAAGUUCCUGUAUCUUCUAACAUUCAUCCUCCUCUCCCUCAUCAUCCCUCUUCCCUUCCUUCACCUCUCUUAAAGCCACUCCCACCACAUAUCCCCUAUGCCAUUUGUCCUCCCCCUCCCCAACUACCACCACCUCCACCACCUGACACCACAAACGAGUCCUCACCACCUGAGGAAACUGCCACUGCCACCACAGGUCCUCAGAAAGUGGUGGUUGGUGAGCCAAUGAAGCAUGUUAAGUUGAGCUGGGUGGCCUGUAGUAAGGUAUUGCUGAGCAGGUCACAGAUUGAGUACAUUCGUCGUGUGACUGUCUUAUCACCUAACCUUGUGCUCCCUUGUUUCGUGUGUUGUCAGGUAGUGAAGAGCCUGUCUCACCUGUUCAUAGGCCAGUUGUACUGUGUCACCUGUGGAGCCACCAUCGCCACAUGUAAGGAAUUCCAAACCUUCAGCACCUUGUCAGGCCCGUGCACUGGCCAGAAGUGGAGAGGUUGGCAUUGUGGAGGAGAGGCAGCAAGAAGGCCACAUGACCUGCUGGCUUGGAAGAAUGACCCUGUGGAUCUUCUGGCCUAUUACUCCCAGCGCUUAGUGGUAAACAGGUUCAACAUCUUGCCCUCCACAAUCACUGUGUUGCAGCAGAUGGCAGAACUCAUACGCUGCUACCGUCCCCUGAUAUACUUAGAGCCUUGGUCACCCGCCCUACAUCGCUGCAUGCACUACAUCAAGGGCAUGUUUGGUACCUACCCAGACACCUCUGGCACUGCCCCAGUAACACCUGAGGCUCCAUCCAAACGUACCUCACCCCCACAGCAGCCUGCCACAACCCCACAGCAGCCUGCCACAACCCCACAGCAGCCUGCCACAACCUCACAGCAGCCUGCCACAACCCCACAGCAGCCUGCCACAACUCUACAGCAGCCUGCCACAACCCCACAGCAGUCUAGUGCAUCCCAGUCACAGCAUCGUACAGUCUCAUUCCAGUGCAGCAGUACGGCCUUAAUACAGCCUGUCACAACCCCUUCGGAAUCUAGCACAGCCCGCUCUCAGGUAAAUGCAGUGCCGUCACAGUCUCACACAGCCCAAGCCCAGCCCAGCCUACCAGAACCAGAGCACCAAGUGAGAGAAUCAGUAAAGGUUAGUGAGACCAGAAGGAAACGGAAACGAGAACAGGAGGACAAAAAGGUAAAAAGAACCAUCAGGAGAGGAGACAAAGGAAAGCAGCGGAGAAGAGGAAGAGAAAGAGAAGGAAGAAGGAAGGAGCCUGAAAACAUUGAUACUUGGUCUCCCAUCAAACAGAGGAAAGCUGAGAUCCUGCAAGAAAGAAUUGCCUGUUUGGGUACUUCUGCCACUCCUCCUCCUCCUACCCUCCCCAGAGAGUACUACGAGCAAGAGGAGAGGGCAAGGCAGAGAAAUGAAGGAGAAGAGGACAAGGAAAACGUGUGUCAGAUUGAGAGACCAGAGAACACAGUAUCAGUCUCAGGGAAGGAAGAUCAGGUUGAGCCACCAAACCAGAAUAAGGGAGGACCAGUGGAUGACGUGGAGGUUAAGGAGGAGGUGGUGGAGGAUUCAGUCGAGGGUGAAGACAAGGAUGAGAUUUUCUGGAAGGAGGGAGACAUGUGGUUUUCUAAGGCCCUGGAAACCCUGAGGAAAUACACAGCAGAAAAAUCAAAAGCUUCCUCUUCUACGUCUUAUUCAGCGUCUUCAUCUUCCCUCACAUCUCCCUCUUCCCCUCCCCCAUCUCCCAGUUCUCCCCUCACAUGCCCAACAUCCCCUGACACUUCACCCAUGCCUGCCUCUGCACCCUCAUGUCACCUUGCCCUGAACACUCCCAGGAAUACAAAGGACAAAAUCAAUAGUGAUAGGGAACUUGACACCUGGCAAGCCCCAUCACCACUACCACCAGCACCACCACCACGAUUCUCUCCUCUUCCUGUGUCUCGUACUCUGUCUCCUCCUCCCAUUAUUUCCUCCACCCAGGGUGCCAUGCCUUCAGUUGUGACCCUGGAGGAGGAGGAGGAAGGGAACUCGAAGGAAGAUGAGGAAGAGAAAGAGGAUAGCAAAAUGGUGAUGCAAGAGGAAAAAGUGAUAAACCAAGAGGAAGGGGCAUUCAUGAUUGAGGAUGAAGACAAGAACAUGGAGGAGACACACCAAGAGGAAGAGGAAGAAGGAGCAUUAAUGAUCGUGGAAGAUGAGGACAGGGACUCAGAGGAAGAGGUGGUGGUGGUGGUGGAGAUACAGGAAAAGGAGAAUGAGGAUGAGGAAGGGGUGCUGGUAAUUGAGGAGGACAAAGACGAUGAUAUAGAGGAGGAGAGGAGCAAGGAGGAGGAGUACGGAGAGCUGUUGUCGCAAACCUACAGUGAGAGUCAGCUGGAGGAGGUGGUGGAGGUGGUGUCCCUGGUGCAAGCCGAGGACAAGUGGACAUUCGAAGUCGAGGCUGUGGUCACCAGCAAGAGGAAAGGUCAAUAUACCUGGAAGAGACACACCUGCACCACACCUACCCCCACACACCUGAACCAGCAGUGGUGACUCAGGAAUGCUGAACCUGGUGUGUGGUGAUGCAUAGUGCUGUGGUGGUGAGUCAGAGGAUGAAACCGUAAACCACAGUUGUUCGUGCACACAUGAAUGUGGAGCAGCAGUGAUGACUCAGAGAUGUCAAAGCUGGUGUUGUGUUGGAUGGUGAUGUUGAAUAAAUAGGAAUAGGAAUUUUACGGUAUACACCUCUCUUGCUCCCACAGGCUUGAAAUAGACCAACUUUGGUGACUGAAUAAUGUUGCUUGAUGUUGUGGUGUUAUGUUGGUGAUGAGGGAGAAGAACCUGUAUGCCAUUCUUGUUCCCAUAAACCUGUCAGAAAUGUUGGACUUGGUGUGCGUUGUGUGGUGAUGAUGGUGGUGUGUGUACUUAGGUGUUGAUAGAAGCAGGGGGAGUGAGAGCAGUAGUGAGAGGGAGUGAGCGUUACGCCCUUGAAGGAGACCAGUAAGAGGGAGUCAUGAUGUAUAUUUUAUCUCUGGUUUUCUUUGAUUUUUUUACAUUUUCCUCCUCCUCCUCUUCCUUGAGCUGUUUUUUUUUUUUUUUCUCCCCUGCGUCUCUUUCUAGAUUAAUUUUUCUAUUUCCAUUACAAUCUUUCUCUCUCUCUCUCUCUCUCUCUCUCUCUCUCUCUCUCUCUCUCUCUCUCUCUCUCUCUCUCUCUCUCUCUCUCUCUCUCUCUCUCUCUCUCUCUCUCUCUCUCUCUCUCUCUCUCUCUCUCUCUCUCUCUCUCUCUCUCUCAUAACUUAACAAAAACAUUCAUGAUUGAUAAAAUGCUCAAUAUUUGCUCAGGUUACGAUUCCUUUUAAGUUGCGUGGCUAGCAGGCGUCGUCAUCAUCAUCAUCAUCAUCAUCAUCAUCAUCAUCAUCAUCACCAUCAUCAUCAUCAUCAUCAUCAUCAUCAUCAUCAUCAUCAUCAUCACCACCACCACCACCACCACCACCACCACCACCACCACCACCACCGACAUUGUCACCACCGGUUCUGUUUAUUGUGUUCAUCCAUCCAGUCAUUCAGUCCGUCCUUUCAUUUAGUUAAUUAAUUUGUGUUUUCAGUGCACACACACACACACACACACACACACACACACACACACACACACACACACACACACACACACACACACACACACACACACACACACACACACACACACACACACACACACACACAUCAGUCCAUCUGUCCUUCAUCUACCAAUUUACUAACAAUUUAUUAAUUUCAUUUAAUAGUUUAGAUGAAGCUUCGUUGACAGGUGGCAUAGGUGGUGGUGGUGGUGGAGGUGGAGGUGGAGGACAGGUGAGCCGCACGAGGACAGGUGUAUUAAUGAGAUGUGAAACUAGUCCUCUCAAUCUACCAUUCACCCAGGUAUUUAGCACCUUUAAUGGAUCUCCACACACGUACCUGCACUAUUUAAUUUAAGCAUCCUGGGUUUUACUUUUAGUUCUUUGUGUAUUGAAGUCAAAUGUUUCAGUUUGUGAGGUAUAAAGUACGUACCUUUAUUGUAUGGAUUUUGUAUGUGCCUUUUGUGUAUAAAUUGAAAUUACGUACCUGCAGCAUUUAAAGUAACCUGGUCAUCACUUUCAUUUGUGUACCCAAGUGAGGCGUUUCAGUUUGGAAGGUCAGACUUACUGGUUGAUCUCUGUACGUAUAAAUAUGAAUUUUCGUUUUGUUUCCUUUGCUUUCGUAAUCCUGUUCUUGUGCAGUGUCUGAGAGUGGGAGACUUGUCUGGCCACGCUGUUCUUGAGAAUUACCAGGAAUAUCACCCAGGGUAGAUUCUUACUGCCAAUGAUUAUCUUGCCCAGUAUUGCAUAACAGCGGCGGGUGAGGAAGACAUGCUGUAGAAAUUCAAGCUUUUGUUUUUUUCUAAUAUUCCAGUUGUGUACGUUCAUAUUUAAGUUAGUACAUUUUGUAAGUAACAUGUUGUGUUCGGAUUAUAAGGAAUUUUCUUUGUUAGAAGGUUGUAUUGAAUAUUUUGUACACAUUUUGUGAAGAAUAAAUGUAUGAUUUAUA
Messenger RNA from Scylla paramamosain (green mud crab), 9185 nucleotides. RefSeq lists its product as uncharacterized. The transcript is spliced from 3 exons. Bases 1578 to 7175 code for a protein of 1865 amino acids. The record is from RefSeq and is a predicted model, not a curated record. NCBI's taxonomy places the organism in Eukaryota, Metazoa, Arthropoda, Malacostraca, Decapoda, Portunidae.